AUGGACCCGAGGAAACCGUCCCCAGCGGUGGGCGUCCCCAGGCUUGGCUACAGCUCCUUGGCCUGUCGCAGGUACAUUCCGCGGAGGGCAGUGCUCUAUGUCCCUGGAAACGAUGAGAAGAAAAUCAAGAAGAUUCCAUCCCUGAAGGUGGACUGUGCGGUACUCGACUGUGAGGAUGGUGUGGCUGCCAACAAGAAGAAUGAAGCCCGACUGAGAAUAGUCCAAACUCUUGAAGACUUUGACCUGGGCCCGACUGAGAAGUGCGUGAGAGUCAACGCGGUGUCCAGUGGCCUGGCCGAAGAGGAUCUGGAGGUCCUUCUGCAGUCGCGGGUCCUUCCUUCCAGCCUCAUGCUCCCCAAGGUGGAGGGACCCCAAGAAAUCCAGUGGUUUUCAGACAGAUUUUUAUUCCACUUAAAAGGCCGAAAACUUGAACAACCAAUGAAUUUAAUCCCUUUUGUGGAAACUGCCAUGGGUUUGCUCAAUUUUAAGGCUGUGUGUGAGGAGAUGCUCAGGAUCGGGCCUACAGUCGGUCUCUUCCUCGAUGGAGUCGUUUUUGGAGGAGAGGAUUUCCGAGCCAGCAUAGGUGCGACAAGCAGUAAAGACACGCAGGAUAUCCUGUACGCGCGGCAGAAGAUUGUCACGGUGGCGAAGGCCUUCGCUCUUCAGGCCAUAGACCUGGUGUACAUCGACUUCCGAGACGAGGCCGGGCUCCUCAGGCAGGCGAGGGAAGGGGCCGCCAUGGGCUUCACGGGUAAGCAAGUGAUCCACCCGAACCAGAUUGCCGUGGUCCAGCAGCAGUUUUCUCCUUCCCCUGAAAAAGUCCAGUGGGCCGAAGGACUCAUCGCUGCCUUCCAAGAACACCAGCGGUUAGGGAAGGGAGCCUUCACUUUCCAGGGCAGUAUGAUCGACAUGCCGCUGCUGAAGCAGGCCCAGAACAUUGUCACGCUUGCCACAGCUGUCAAGGAAAAAUGAUCUGCAUGUACUCUUAUAUGGAAGGCUAAAGGGUAUUGAAGCUUCGGAGGGAUCAACUUGUGCUUGCCAGCGGACGCCCAUGAAGUCUGAAACGCCAACAAUCAGAGAUUUUGUUUCUGUUCCUCAUUAAAUCAUGAGCUUUUGUGUCGGGACUCCGGA
This is a messenger RNA of Ochotona princeps (American pika), 1131 nucleotides long. RefSeq names its product citramalyl-CoA lyase (gene CLYBL). Gene Ontology annotation, biological process: regulation of cobalamin catabolic process. Gene Ontology annotation, molecular function: (S)-citramalyl-CoA lyase activity. Bases 1 to 972 code for a protein of 323 amino acids. The record is from RefSeq and is a predicted model, not a curated record. NCBI's taxonomy places the organism in Eukaryota, Metazoa, Chordata, Mammalia, Lagomorpha, Ochotonidae. The transcript has 9 exons.